Messenger RNA from Scylla paramamosain (green mud crab), 846 nucleotides. RefSeq lists its product as uncharacterized. The transcript is spliced from 3 exons. Lineage: Eukaryota; Metazoa; Arthropoda; Malacostraca; Decapoda; Portunidae. The coding region runs from base 1 to 846 and encodes 281 amino acids. The record is from RefSeq and is a predicted model, not a curated record.
AUGCUAGGCGCAGUCAAAUUAAAAGCAGACCCAAGAAGACCUGUGCAAGGCAGUUCUGCAGACAGUGCUGGUCGUGCACCGAAACGGGUCACAAGCAGCAAGACUGCCCAGAGACGCCCACCUCCCCACAGUCCCAACCUGGAGAGCAAGGAGGGCAGAUCAGUGGAGGCCAGUUUACAGGUUGGUCCAGUGGAGCAAGAGCUGUCUGUGUAUGUGGCAAAUACUGAUGACCUGUGCCUGCUGGGUCUGGACUACCUUCUGGAGAACUGUGCCUGUCUGGACUUUGGAAAGAUGCACAUGGAGGUCCAGGGGAAGGAGGUGCUGCUGCUGAAGGCGAACGCCAGCGCCCAGGUGGUAGCUGCCAAGACUACCAGUGUGCCACCGAGGAUGGAGACUUGGGAGUGGCAGAUACCAGCUAGAGCUGGAGUGGAGAGUUGCGAGACUGUGGAGCUGGCACAUAAGGCGCAAGGUUCAGGCCUUAAGGAGAUAGCAGUUAUCCAUGGCUUGUCAGCACACCUGGAGGACCUGUGGAACAGGAGUAUAGUGUGCUUAGACAAGGAGCAGGCAGUUCAAGUGGGAAAGUUGCUGCAGAAGUACACUGAUGUCUUCUGGGCGCACGAAUCUGGUCAGGCAUCACAUCAACAUUGGCAACCACCCAGGAGAGUUGCCCCUGUUCGACGUCAGGAAAUGGAAAAGGCAGUGGGUGAGCUUAUCAACCAGCGACUGGUGGAAAAGUCAAGCAGCCCUUGGUUGUCAGCAGUAGUCCUAGUAAAGAAGAAGGAUGGCAUGACAAGGUGCUCUGUGAACUACAGGGCCCUGAAUGAGGUGAUGGUGAAGGACUCAUAA